CAUUGACAAGCAGGAAAAGCACUACAAAAGGCAGUCUUAACGUUUCGUUUCUAAUCUCACUGGAGUUCGGCAGGACAUAGCAGAGGUUAUCCUAGUGUCUUGACAAAAUGGCACUACCUGCACCAACAUAGGCAAUUGUAAUCAAUUACCGGCCAUGAUGAGUAAUCAAAGUUACUUUUUUUGUAAUGAUAACUUGAUUGGUAUAAGAACCCACUGGCCCUUUUCUGUGUUUGUGCCGGAAUAAUGCAACUUGGACAUAUUGAUUACAUUGUUGGAGUUUGUAGCCAAUGGCGUUUGUUUGUGUGUGUGUCAGGUCUGUAUCAGCUUAAAGGUCACACAUUUAUGGUCGGUCGCGGUCAGAUUAUUGAACUGGCACAACCCCCAACAUAUUGUGUCGUGAGUGUGUGCAGAGCGCUAUUGUGCAACGCCAUCAGAUCAGGCGCAUCCCAGAAUGACAAUAUAUGCAAUCCGCUGGUGUUCUGCCGCACAUAUAUAGCAUACGCAGGAUACCGACACAUUGGCUAAAUAUCCUUUGCUUACACAUUCCUCUCAAACGCUUACAGUCAUGAUGAUUGUGACCGACAUUCUCGGAGCUGGCGAUGAUCUUUGAAGUCAUUUUGGAGGCGACGGAGACCGCAGUGUACACAAUGUCUGCAAAGGGGCAAGCGGGUUACACCUAUGAAUUCCAGGAUAUUUCACACCCGGCACAGUUCUUGGACUCAAUGUGGGAGUUUUACACCGAUGGGCUCUUCACAGAUGUUACCCUCCAGUGCGACAGUGGUCAAGUGUUCCAUUGUCACAGAGUAGCUCUAGCUGCGCGCAUCCCCUUUUUCAAAGUGAUGUUUACUGCUGACAUGCGCGAGAAGACUGACGGCCUAGUGCGACUGCCAGGGAUGGAUAGCGAAGUGCUCAGCAUGCUCAUAGAGUUUAUGUACACAUCCAUGGUGACGAUAACCCAGGGGAACGUGGAGAAGCUUCUGGAGGCUGCAAACAUGCUGCAGCUCAGACCGAUAAAGACUGCAUGUGAGGAGUUCCUGGUGCAACUUCUGGAUGUGGAUAAUUGUCUGGGCAUUCAAGCGUUCGCUGAGCUCCAUGCAUGCACACGUCUAGACAGGGAGGCACGCAGAAUGGUGCUCUUCCAAUUUGAGGAGCUUGCUGGCCAAGAGGAAUUUUUAGAGGUCAGUUUUGACCACCUUCACUCCAUCCUCUCCACCAAGAAUCUCAACGUGAAGAGGCAGGAGGUUCUGGUGGACGCGCUGAUCAAGUGGGUCAGUCAUAGUGCCCUGACUCGUUUGGGCCACACGCAGGCCCUGCUGCACUGCAUAAAUAUGGACCUGGAUGAAAAGAACUUCUUCAGAACCAUCCUAAAGUCCCAGAGGAUCUGCUCGGACCUGAGUGAGCCAGAGCGGAUCCAUUCUGCGGUCAUUUCCUCCCUCAUGCCCGGUUUCACCAUUAUAGGUCUGAGCUGCAAGAAGGCCACCACCAGCAUGUAUAUAAUCGGAGGCUACCACUGGCAUCCACUCUCCGAGGUCCAUGUUUGGGACCCACUGUCGAACAUAUGGGCUCAGGGCACAGACAUGCCCGACCACACCCGAGAGAGCUACAGCGUCACCCAGCUGGGGCCAAGCAUCUAUGUCUCUGGGGGCUAUCGGGCGGAUAUAGUCGAGGCCCUGAAUGCACUGUGGGUGUACCAUAGCGACCAGGAUGAGUGGACACCUGGAUGCCCCAUGUUGGGGGCUCGCUACUACCACUGCUCUGUGGCACUGCAUGGGUGUGUGUAUGCCAUUGGCGGCUACAGAGGAGGAGCUCCUACUGCUGAGACUGAGUUCUAUGACCCACUCAAGAAGAAGUGGUUCCCAGUGGCAAAUAUGAUCCAAGGUGUGGGGAAUGGCACUGCAUGUGUUCUACGUGACAACAUUUAUGUAACAGGUGGUCACUACGGUUACAAAGGAAGCUGCACAUAUGAGAAGAUUCAGAUGUACAGGGCAGAUCUGAAUGAGUGGAGCAUUGCCACCACCUGUCCCCACCCAGAGUACGGCCUCUGCUCAGUCUCGCUGAACAACAGGCUUUAUGUGGUAGGGGGCCAGACUACUGUGACAGACUGCUACGACCCGAAAACAGACAAGUGGAUCAAACUCUCUGACAUGAAGGAGAGGAGGAUGGAGUGUGGUGCUGUGGCCUUGAAUGGCUUUGUUUACGUUACUGGCGGUUACUCGUACACCAAAGGCACAUACCUGCACAGCAUGGAGUGGUACGACCCAGAGUACGACACCUGGGAGAUUGUGGGUACGCUUCCCAGUGCGGCAAGAUCCCAUGGUUGUGUCUGUGUUUACAAUCUGUAGGUGCAAUGUCCACCAGGAUAUAUGGGCGAGUAAAAGCAUGGAGGUAUGGUAUAGAACUGGAGAGGGUGAUCAAUUGCCAUUCACUCUCAUCUCACAUUGAGUUCCCUGGCUAGUGCAUUCAGCCUAGCAAGAAUGGAAGCAGGGCACCUCCUUCCAUGCUGAAAGGACACUUAGUUUCCAUACAUGAUGACUAGUCUGAUGGUUUAAACACUUCAUGUUAUGGGCCAAAAUGAUGAUGAAAAAUAUAAUAUAUAGCUAUGUCAGAAACUGAAAGUUUGUAUUGAAAAUGCUCAAUCUCAUCAAAAGAAACCUUUUCUAUGGGGAAUCUCACUUUUCCCCCGUGUAGCCUAAUUUAAUUACAGCAUUUGACCAGCAGGGGCUAGCUGAUACCCAGCUAAAACCAUCUUGAGAGACCAGACACUGCCAGAUUUGUGUGCCAACCAAGGAUGAAUGGACAGUAGAGAAUAAGAAUGGCCAGGGUAUGAAACUCAGGGAACAUUUUUUACAACAGACCUCAAACAUAAAUAAUAUUAUUUAUUUUUAUUUAUUUUCACCAGUGAUAUUUUAUGCAUAUUUUGUAUGGUUCAAAGGAUAAUAUGUAAUGAAUGUCCUGCUGUGAUUUUAUAAAUGCGAACUCAAACAUAGACUCUACAACAAGAUGAGGCUUUAAAUACAAAAAAAGGUAAAUGAGUUGUGAUAUGUAGAUUGGCUUUUAGACAAUUUAUGUAAUCUGUGAGGUUGUGUUGUCUGCGAGACCACAAUUUAUUCAGGAUUCAUCCAGGGAUAUAAGCUAGUGAAUGAAUGAAUAUGUGAGUGUGCUGUUUUGUCUGUCUGGAUGAAGGACAUGUUUAAUAUUUUAUGUAACUCUUUUUCUUAUGUCAGUCUGUUUGGGAACUUCUUUAUAUAUUUAAACAUGAUUGAAAGGUGUGCAGAAUGAAGUUGUGUGAAAAUAAAUAUUUUUUUGCUGCUCCUUA
Clupea harengus (Atlantic herring) is the source of this 3316-nucleotide messenger RNA. Its product is annotated as kelch-like family member 23. NCBI's taxonomy places the organism in Eukaryota, Metazoa, Chordata, Actinopteri, Clupeiformes, Clupeidae. Gene Ontology annotation, molecular function: protein binding. The record is from RefSeq and is a predicted model, not a curated record.